Molecule: messenger RNA, 813 nt
Organism: Notodromas monacha
Lineage: Eukaryota; Metazoa; Arthropoda; Ostracoda; Podocopida; Cyprididae
Source: the annotation of a GenBank genome assembly
AUGCGUGCAACAGUGGUUAUAGCUUCCUUGCGGUUCGUUGUAGCAUCAGCAUUUGCUGAAGAGCUUGAUCUGGAAAUCUUAGUCCGCGACGCAUCAGCUGAGUCCUCUGAAGAUGGUGGCGUUUUCAGAAGUGGCCAAGCUGGCUCAAUGUGGUUCGACGGAAGCAUCGGAAGGGCCAUGAUUGCUUGCAACCAGGAACCCAUGGCUGGAUUAUUGUUGUUUGCGUCUUUCAACUCCAACUGGAGAAUCUUGCGAAGUGUCGUCCCAGAUAACUGCCUGAUCCUCUUUGUUGCUGGGGAUGUAGAGGUCGAGCUCCAACCCCGGUUUCCUACCAGCUUAUCGCUAGAUUGUUCAGGGCGCGACGGAUUAAGUCGGCGGGCCCUUCCCCAGGGCUGUCCGGAAUGGUUUCCUACUAGCUUAUUUUCCAUUGUGGUCAGUAGACGGAUUAAGCUGGUUGGACCAUUCAAGAAGAAAGGGGAUUUGGGCACCAGCCUCAGGAAUGCGCGCCAGGCGCCAUGGCACAAGACCCCUGAAAUUGUGCAUGAAGUUGAAGGUAGACGGAUUAAGCUGGUUGGACCAUUCAAGAAGAAAGGGGAUUUGGGCACCAGCCUCAGGAAUGCGCGCCAGGCGCCAUGGCACAAGACCCCUGAAAUUGUGCAUGAAGAACAAGAAGCGUUCAUGUUUUCUCUCACCGAAUCACAGCAGCAAUCGAAGUUUUACUUCAGCUCAGCUGAUGUUUUAACGUCUGGAGAACAACUGAUGAAACUGAAAAUUCUCUUGAACCCGUUGAAAAUCUUCUGCUCUCCUCACUAG